Messenger RNA from Haliotis rufescens (red abalone), 4657 nucleotides. Its product is annotated as probable ATP-dependent RNA helicase DDX46. The coding region runs from base 127 to 3123 and encodes 998 amino acids. Gene Ontology annotation, molecular function: nucleic acid binding; ATP binding; RNA helicase activity. The transcript has 21 exons. The record is from RefSeq and is a predicted model, not a curated record. Gene Ontology annotation, biological process: mRNA splicing, via spliceosome. NCBI's taxonomy places the organism in Eukaryota, Metazoa, Mollusca, Gastropoda, Lepetellida, Haliotidae. Gene Ontology annotation, cellular component: nucleus.
ACACCGGAAGCCGGUUCAUUAUAACCGGCGUUUACCCAACGUCCAAGUUGGGAUGAAAUACAACUGUCUUUGAAAAAAGAAAUUCUUGGUCUUACCCAUAUUGUAGACAGGGCUUGGAAGAUAAAAAUGCCUAGAGAUAGCAGAUCCUAUAGACGGAGGUCCCGAUCGAGGAGUUUAUCCCGUGAGCGCAGCAGAAGAAAAAGAAGUAGGUCCCGCACCCCUAUACGGUCUAGGGAAAGGGAGCGAUUAAGACGCUCACGAUCGCGAGACAGAGAACGUAAGAGAUCAAGAAGCAGGUCGAGGGAUCGUGACACAAAGAGAGACAGGAGAAAACGAUCCCGUUCAAAAGAAAAGGAUAGGAAACGAGAGAAGAAGUCAAAAUCCAGAUCCCCUGAGAAGAAAGUAAAGAGCCCGUCUCCUAGUGCUGAAAAGGUUCUCCACAGAGAAGGAGAAUUAAGGGUUAAAGAUGAACCACUCAACAAGGAAGAGGAGCAGAAGCGCCUUGAGGUGGAGAUGCAGAAGCGACGAGAACGUAUCGAGAAAUGGCGAGCAGAGCGCAAAAAGAAACAGGAACUGUUGCCCAUUAACAUCACUCCCCCCAUGAAGAAGUGGACGCUGGAGGACGAUGAUGAAGAUGAAGAUGAAGUUGUGCAGGAGAAUGAUAAGGAUGAUGAAAAUGAAGUUGACCCACUUGAUGCCUUCAUGCAGGCAGUGACGGAUGAGGUCAAGUGUGCCCGUGACAAGGACAAGACACAUGACAAGAGUGACAACCAGAAAGGUGCUAAUGGUAACAGCGCCCCAGCAGCAGCUGUGAGUGGCAAGGUGACGUUCAUCACAGCGGUGGCCAAGAAGAAGGACGACACCAGCAAGGAGAAGGGGGAAGUGAUGGAGAGUAACAUUGAUGCCAUGGAGUAUUCAUCAGAAGAAGAAGAGGAAGAUCUGGACACAACCAUGUCCAACAUGGCCAGGAAGAGAAAGGAGCUAACAGUUGUGGAUCAUGCCCGUAUUUACUAUCCUUCCUACAGGAAGAACUUCUACGUGGAAGUGCCAGAGAUCGCCAAGCUGACCCAAGAGGAGGUUGAUCAGAUGCGAGAAGACAUGGAGGGGAUCAAGGUGAGAGGCAAGAACUGCCCCAAACCUGUUCGAAGCUGGGCUCAGUGUGGAGUCAGCAAGAAGAUCAUGGAUGUCCUCAAGAAACAUCUAUAUGAGAGGCCAACACCUAUUCAGGCCCAGGCAAUCCCAGCUGUGAUGUCAGGUCGGGAUCUCAUAGGUAUUGCCAAGACUGGCAGCGGUAAAACCCUCGCCUUCCUCCUCCCAAUGUUCAGACAUGUGCUGGAUCAAGCAGAACUAGAAGACGAAGAUGGUCCCAUAGCUGUGGUGAUGACGCCCACCCGUGAGCUGGCACUACAGAUCUCAUCGGAAUGUAAGAAAUUCUCCAGAACCAUGGGACUGAGGUGCGUGUGCGUGUAUGGCGGAACGGGAAUAUCGGAACAGAUCGCGGAGUUGAAAAGAGGCUGCGAGAUGAUCGUUUGCACACCAGGGAGAAUGAUUGACAUGUUGGCUGCCAAUAAUGGCCGUGUUACCAACCUGCGCCGGUGUACGUAUGUAGUUCUAGAUGAGGCAGACAGGAUGUUUGACAUGGGAUUUGAACCUCAGGUGAUGAGAAUAAUGGAUAACAUUCGACCUGAUCGUCAGACUGUGAUGUUUUCUGCCACCUUCCCAAGACAGAUGGAGGCCUUGGCAAGAAGGAUUCUAAACAAGCCAUUAGAAAUUCAGGUCGGAGGUCGGAGUGUUGUGUGCAAAGAAGUUGAACAACAUGUAAUUAUCCUGGAGGAUGACAAGAAGUUCUUAAAGCUGCUGGAGUUACUGGGCAUCUAUCAGGAACACGGCAGUGUCCUGGUGUUUGUGGACAAGCAGGAGAACGCAGAUGAGCUGAUGAAGGAGUUGAUGCGGCACUCCUACCCCUGUCUGUCUCUACACGGUGGCAUCGAUCAGUACGAUAGGGACAGCACUAUCCUGGACUUCAAAAAUGGGAACAUCAAGCUUCUGGUUGCAACGUCCGUGGCGGCACGAGGCCUGGAUGUCAAGCAGCUGAUACUGGUCAUCAACUAUGACGUUCCAAACCACUACGAGGACUACGUGCACAGAUGCGGCCGGACAGGACGAGCAGGAAACAAGGGUUUUGCCUACACUUUCUUUACUCCUGAGCAGGAGAGGUAUGCAGGGGACAUAAUAAAGGCCCUGGACCUGUCCAACUCUCCUGUACCUGCAGAACUGACACAGAUGUGGAAUGACUACAAGGAGAGAGCUAAGGCUGAGGGGCGAACAAUCAAGAGCUCCAGCGGGUUUCGUGGGAAAGGGUUCAAGUUUGAUGAGACCGAGGCCCAGCUGGCUGAUGAGCGGAGGAAGCUGCAGAAGGCAGCACUAGGACUGCAGGACUCAGAUGAUGAGGAUGCCGGCAUGGAUAUUGACCAGAAGAUUGAAGACAUGUUCGCUAGCCGGAAGCGUGUGACAGAUGUGGCCAAGCCCAUAGCCAAUCAGCAGACACAACAACAGCAGAGCAAUCAGCAGAAACUGGAGCUGGCUAAACGAUUGGCUGCUCGUAUCAACAUGCAGCGCAACCUGGGACCUGACGCCCAGGAUAUUACCCAGCAGGCUGCAGCAGCUAUCUUGAAGGGAGAUUCAGUAGCUGCUCCACAAGUUGCUUCCAAGACUAUUGCGGAGCAGAUGGCAGAGAAGAUCCAUGCCAAGAUCGGGUACCGGCCACAGGCGGAGGAGGAGAAGGAACAGGAGUCGGCUGGCGAGACUUUCAAACGCUACGAGGAGGAGCUGGACAUCAACGACUUCCCUCAGACAGCCAGGUGGAAGGUCACAUCCAAGGAAGCACUGGCUCAGAUCUGCGAGUACUCGGAAGCUGGCAUCACGGUGAGAGGAACCUACGUGCCCAAUGACAAGGAUCUGAAAGAAGGAGAGCGCAAGCUGUAUCUGGCUAUCGAGGCCACAAGCGAGCUCGCCAUCUCCAAGGCGAAGAAAGAGAUCACACGUCUCAUCAGGGAGGAACUUGUCAGACUGCAAAAUUGUUAUAUUCCAAAUGCAAACAAGAAUCGCUACAAAGUGCUGUAACAAGGCAGUUGACGACAUCUGCCUUCUUAUUGCUGGCAGCAUGGCUGGCUGGAAGGACACUUUAUGGAGGACAAGUCAAGUCUGUCAUUCUUACCAUGACAGUCGUGGGACAUGAAACCCGUCAGUCUCUGCAGGAUGAUUCAGUGAAGGACCAGUUGACUCCAACUCUUACUUAAAAUAAUUUCAUUAAAAACUUGCACAUUUCAAUUCAAGGGAGCAGUUGUGAAUAGUAGUAGUAUCUUCAUUACAAUACUCCUUACAUUUGUAUUUGUCCCAGCGUCUUUGAGCAUGCAUCCCCGGGUAUCCAGUAUAUUGUCUCCAUUUUGUUACCAAAAAUAACCUGGUGCCAUUCCCCACAUGCUCUGUAUCUCCAGGGCUCUCAGUUCGGUUAACCUACCCUAAGCCUGGAUCCAUUUCCCAUGGUUCUCGCGUUCUCAAAUUACCUGCCCCUGAUCUUCAUUAGCCGAUUUCAUUUGCUACGCUAUGCUAAUUAAAAUGCGAGUUACAAACCAACAUUUUUGGGGUUGGUGAUAUAAACAACAUGGCGGCCAGUCUCAUUGAUUACGAUAGAGUUUGUGAGAAAUUCAACAAUGAAAACGUGAUUGAACAGAAAGAACUCAUCUUUCUGACGGAAAGGAUGUCUUCAUGUCCACCUCCCUUACCCUUUUCCUUUUUCCUUAUCUCAAUGUUUGAUUGGUCGGUUAAAUGUUGAUGAAAAUCAAGGGAUGGUAAUUUAAGAUUGCUAGGACCACGGGAAUGGAUCCAGGGGUUGGUGCAGGUUUACGAAAUGCUAGCCCAGGAGAUAUAGAGGAAACACUCGCCAUUAUAUGUUUAUUUGGGAACCAAUGUCAGUAUAUCAUCUCUCCAAUCACCAUCUUAGCACAAAAUAGAGUUUUAUCAUUGGACGGCUAUUUUUAACCUUGUACUACUAAUCAGGCUCAAAACAAAGAUGUGAUAGCAAAAGGGUCCAGGGUCCCGUUCCACAAAGCGAUCGUAGCGCUAAGACUGCCAUAGGUCUCUUUUAAAGUAUGGUUGUUACGAUCGUCUUAGCGCUGCGAGCUUUGUGGAAUGGGGCCCUGGGUAUUUAUCGUAAUAGAUUGGCUAGAUAAUACACUGGAUGAUGGAGGAUGUUGAGCUUGCAGAGUUGUCUUCUCUUUCUUCUUCAAUAGUGAUGAGGUUAUGGUGACGUUGCAAUGCCAGGAUUGCAUUGAUGUGUCUAAUAAUGUAAUGCUGGUUCAUCAUUUGGUUAGGAGUUCAGAUUUGCUCAGUUUGUCUUCAUUUCAUUGUAAGUAUACUGUUGGUAUUCAUGAAGAUCUAACAAGUCUUUAGAAUUGUCAGACUUUGGUUUUAUUCAGGCAGCAAGGCUUUGAUAUUUUAAAACUUCUGAGCUAUCUUUUACAAUGUAUUUAGACAAGAUUAUGAAUAUAAAACUCAUGGAUUUUACUCUGCUCAUGAGAAUGGGAAAUUUUAUUUCAUGAACCCGUGAACAGGACACUGUACAUAUUGUAAUAAAUAAAUGUACAUGUAUGAUAAA